CUCCGUGUCCGUGUGUUUACAUUGGAAGGCAAUCUAGCAGCCCAUUAUAAAAGUUGUACAUAGCUGGCUGUGCUUGUGUGAGGAGGAGAGGGGGGGGUGGUUGUUGGAGCUUGCGCGGGCAGAGGAAGGGGCCCGCCAUCUGGCAAGGAGAGCCACCGGAGUUCGGGUCGGGAGCAAGCCGCAGCUCCGCUUCCACCAUGGGGGUGACUGUGGAGGCGCACAAGGUUUACAGAUACCCCUUCGAGCAGGUGGUGGCCAGCUACCUCCGCAAGUAUCCCAGUCCCAUGGAGAAACAUGUUACAGCUGUAAAAACUGUAGAAGAGAAAAUGGAUUUGUCUACUGGGAUAAUAUACCGGAAAAGGAUUGCAACGUGCCAGAAUGUAAUUCCACAAAUUUUAAGAAAGGUCAGUGUCCUAAAAGUGUCUGAUGUCUACUUAGAAGAGGAAUCUUGGCUUAAUAUGCAGGAAAGAAUUAUGUCUAUGAAGACUCGGUGCCUUACAUGGACACAGUAUGCCACUCUAAAAGAAGAAUCCAUUUUCAGGGAAAGCUUGGAGAAUCCAAAUUGGACAGAGUUCAUUCAGAAAGGGGGAAUAUCAAUUAAAGGAGCAGGACUGCUGAAUUGCUUACUGGAAGCAUUUGCACAAACAUUUUUAAAUCAAGGUGUCAAAAAGGGCAUUACAAUAAUGGAGACACUUCUGCAAGAACAGUUUGGGAGCCCAUUUUUGUAAUGAAGUAAAGAGAAGAAAUCUGAAGAUCUCCUUACUAUCAACCCUGCUUCUUGAAGAAGUUUCCAGCAUUUUAUGGAUCAUCGUUUUAAUGAAUAAGAAAAGCCUGGAGUAGAGAAAACAGUUGUCUAUGCACUAGUUCAUAUAAAUGGAAUUAUGUAAAAAUCUAUGCUCCAGUGUGAUCAAGGAGAAACUAAAGGGUAUUGUGAAAAGUGCAUCACUGUGCACUGUGUUCUAAUCUCCAAAGACUAAGUAUUCAUAGAAAAUUCUCAAAACGAAAAAAAUCUCCAAAGACUUUUGUGUAGGGACUCUCAGCCAAAAAGAACAGAUUUUUCUGUACUUUAAUAUAUUGUCAGUUUCUCAGAAUUGAAAUCUUAUUCUGCAGCAGUGCAACUGAGAUGUUAAAUUAAUAGCGACUUUGUAUAUCACACAAGGUCUCCCAUCUGAAAAGCAUGAAUUCAAGAUCUCCAGAUAUUUAUGUAUAUAUUUUUAAAUGAUAGUGUUAUGGAAAACUGCUUAAAAACACCACCGAUACAGUUCUUAUCUUUCAGGAACAUAAUAUAAAAACAUAAAAUGUGAAUCAUUGCAAAAAUUUUCUAGCUUUCUGAGUAUGUGAAACCUUGAAAACUGUACUUAUUAGUAUCUUUCCACUUUUUGUGAACACUGAACUCCAAUUACAGCACUUCUUGAAUUGUAAUUUUGUUCAGUCUUUGAGUGAUGACAAGUUUUGAUAGGCAGGUUUAAAGUAUGCAUAAUAUAAAUUGACAUUACAUUAACUGAUAGGUUUAUUUGAUAGAUUUGAGUAUGGAGAAUAUUCUUGUUUAUUACUUGAAUUUCUAACCCCUUCAGAUUUGGGGUGUAAACUAGCUGAUCAGUACAAAGUAUGCAGUUUUAUUUGAACUUUCCAUUUGAGAAUCUGAUCUUAGGUUUCGUUCAUUUCAGAUACCAGUCUGUAUUGGAUUUUGCCCCAUUGAAUCUGGUGGAUGCACCACACUGAUAAUACUGGCCAACAUCCAGACUAAUGAAGUGGUUAUGCAGUAACAUUGCAUGUGUGCUUCAGGAGAGUGGUGAUUUUUCAUUGAUCUCCCCUUUCCUCUGUAGCCAAUGGUGACUCUUAAAAAUAGGUAGCUGAGAGUUGUGCAGUCCUCAUGGAUGUACAGAAGGAAGGAGGAAAAAAAAUGAAAACCACUCCUUCCCUGGAGUGCUUGCUAUGUAUUCACUGCACAAAUGCUGUGUUAGUCCAGAUAUCAGUCAUUUAUACAGGUGAAACUCGGAAAAUUAGAAUAUCGUGCAAAAGUCCAUUAAU
Messenger RNA from Hemicordylus capensis (graceful crag lizard), 2031 nucleotides. RefSeq names its product PRELI domain containing 2 (gene PRELID2). The record is from RefSeq and is a predicted model, not a curated record. The transcript is spliced from 7 exons. Bases 198 to 728 code for a protein of 176 amino acids. Gene Ontology annotation, cellular component: mitochondrial intermembrane space. Gene Ontology annotation, biological process: phospholipid transport. Gene Ontology annotation, molecular function: phosphatidic acid transfer activity. Lineage: Eukaryota; Metazoa; Chordata; Lepidosauria; Squamata; Cordylidae.